GUAGGUUAGCUUUGUGAUCAUAUAAAAACCCCUCUCAAGGCUUCCUAGUUAGUAUCAAAACAAAAUGGCAAUUAGUUUAGUAGGAGGGGGAGACAAAUACAGAGACUACUUGAGUGAAGAAGAGGUUAAGAACACCAAAUGGAGAAAUGGCCCUCCUACCUAUGAUGUUGUCGAUAAGCUCUUUGAACAAGAAAGAACUCAUGUAUGGCCUGAAGGAUCAGUUGAAGAGAAAGUGCAGAGGCUGUUGAAGACUUGGGAAAUGGAAAUAGUCCACAAGGCAGAUCCUAAUGACUUCAAAACUGUUGAUCCAACUAAGUUCAACAUUUGUGUCAAUGGCAGGAAAGGGUUGACACCGGUAGAAUCUGCAAAGCUCGGUGGUAGCUAUAACAUAUUCCUCCAAACAUCAUUGCCACAGAAUCUUCGACUCUACAAUCCUGAUGAGGAAACAUUUGAAUCAUCACAGAAAGUUUUCAGAUCCAUAUUUUUACGAGGAUUCGCGAUUGAAAUCCUUCAUGUUUAUUCAGGACCACCAGAAAUAGUGUACAAGUUUAGGCAUUGGGGUUACAUGGAAGGUCCAUUUAAAGGACAUGCUGCUACUGGAGGACUUGUAGAGCUCUUUGGGAUUGGCAUUUUUGAAUUGGAGAAAGAGAGUAACAAGAUUGUUAAGGCAGAGAUGUUCUUUGAUAGAGGAGAAUUGCUUGGAGGCCUUGUGAAAGGAGAAAGCAAUGGUGAAUUGGCAUUGGCUGCUUCAAAAUGUCCUUUGAUGAAAUAAGAUGCAAAACCAGCAACUGCUGCUUAUUUUUUGGAAACAUCAUUUUGAAGCGUCCGGACAAACGAAAGGGUCAUUCUCUACUCACAGAAAUUUAACAUUCACACAAUCACAAAUCAACAACUAGGAAUAUAGCAAGCAGACAAUGGAGAAACAACUUUAAUUUGAGGCAUUCAAGAGAUACAACACUAGCAAUACAAUAGGUAGUAAAAGGGAAAUAUAACUAGUUAUAUGGUACAAAGCUACAAUUAUAGUAGCAUAUAGCCCAAAGAUAUAUAGAAAAUACAUUAACAAAUAUGGAAGCAACAAUGUGAAGUGUACACCAAAGCAUUUUACAUUACGUGAUGAUUAAUAUAAGAUUCUGAAAGGCCAGGAGAAGAUACAGGAGAUUAGUGUUUCAGAUUCCCAAGAUAAGAUUUCUUGCUACAUAUUACCAGAACCUACACUCUAGAAAAGCUUGUUUUGAUUAUUAUACAGCACAAUCCGAGCAUCAACUUUUGAUAGUUCAGUUUCUCUUUAUAAGCUAAAUAAAACAUCUAGUCUUUUUCGAUAUCUCCUACCUAAAGGGAAGAAAGGCCCCACCCCAAAGGGGAGGGGUAAUGUAGAUAGCCUACGCUGACGCGAACAUCAGAUUCCACGGCUAAAAUGCGUGACCACAAAGAUUGAUCCUUGCCUGUUUCAGUUUUAGUUACAUAUGGAAGCACAGUAGUAAUAGUACCGGGAUUGUUCGAAAUGAUGUUGUAUGUUGACUUUGAUGAAGAGAAAGCAAUAGCUAAUAGAGGUGUGUUACCUUGACUCUUACCUGCUAUGUUAUGUCCAGGGGCGAAUCUAGGCCUAAGGGUAUGGGUUCACGCGAACCCAUACUCCUCUCCCUAAACGAUGUAUAAUUAUGUUAUAUUUUUUCAAAAUUACUUAAAUAUAUGUGAGUGCACCCA
Nicotiana attenuata is the source of this 1704-nucleotide messenger RNA. Its product is annotated as pathogen-related protein-like. The transcript is spliced from 4 exons. The coding region runs from base 65 to 772 and encodes 235 amino acids. The record is from RefSeq and is a predicted model, not a curated record. NCBI's taxonomy places the organism in Eukaryota, Viridiplantae, Streptophyta, Magnoliopsida, Solanales, Solanaceae.